Molecule: messenger RNA, 279 nt
Organism: Halteromyces radiatus
Lineage: Eukaryota; Fungi; Mucoromycota; Mucoromycetes; Mucorales; Cunninghamellaceae
Exons: 2
Source: RefSeq, a predicted model, not a curated record
UUGGUGGAGCAGAAUUCUCAAUUGAAAAAGGAAGCAGCCGUAUCUGAACGCAAAUUGGUGACACGUAAUGAACGUAUUCAAAGUUUGGAAGUUAUGUUACAAGAAUCACAAGAUAAUCUAUUGACACAAACGCAAAAGUUUGAAACUCAAAUACAAGCUGUACGAGAACGGUUGGAACAAAUACGAUCUCAAAAAUCACAAAGUGCUAUGGCUCUAAACUUUGGACGUAUUGCUAAACCACUAAGGGGUAGUGGAGCUGUUGUAGAUAGGUAUGAAUAA